Messenger RNA from Rhizopus microsporus ATCC 52813, 1673 nucleotides. RefSeq lists its product as uncharacterized. Gene Ontology annotation, molecular function: RNA polymerase II cis-regulatory region sequence-specific DNA binding; protein dimerization activity; DNA-binding transcription factor activity, RNA polymerase II-specific. Gene Ontology annotation, biological process: positive regulation of transcription by RNA polymerase II. The record is from RefSeq and is a predicted model, not a curated record. The transcript has 6 exons. The coding region runs from base 204 to 1574 and encodes 456 amino acids. NCBI's taxonomy places the organism in Eukaryota, Fungi, Mucoromycota, Mucoromycetes, Mucorales, Rhizopodaceae.
CUCUUUUUUAAUUUUUUAUUCCCUUAAAUUUUUAUAAUUUCAAUUAUAAAAAUAACAGGUUUAAAUUUAGGAAAAGUGUAAAUAAAAAAAAAAGUUUAAAAAUAUAACAAAAUACGCGCAUUUUUUACUAACGGCACCACAUUCAUUCAUUCAUACAAUACAAUACACAAAUACACACCAUAAAAAAUUUUACAUUACAGUCAAUGGGACGUAAAAAGAUCAAGAUUCAGCCCAUUAAAGACGACCGCAAUAGACAGGUCACUUUUCUUAAACGCAAGUAUGGUUUAAUGAAGAAAGCAUAUGAAUUAAGUGUGUUAUGUGAUUGUGAAAUUGCAUUAAUCAUCUUUAACAACAAUGGCAAACUUGUACAAUAUGCUAGUACAGAUAUUGAUAAGAUACUCAUGAAAUAUACUGAAUAUAAUGAACCACACGAGAGCAAAUCAAAUCAAGAUUUUAUAAGCAAUCUAGAGCAAGAUGAAUCAGUAAGAGACGAUGAAGAUGAUGAUAUGGAUGAUGAUGAACAACCUAAAAAGACAAUGCCUACUGUCACUGUUCCUACUCAGGCAAAUCAUAAAACAUAUCAAUCUCCUCAACCGCAACCACAGCAACCACAACAACAACAACAACCAUCUGUUCCUAACCAAUUGUAUUAUCCUCCUCAACAAAUGCGUUAUGGACAACAUCAAAUGUCUCAAGCCUAUGAACUGUAUACUAUUCCUUCUCAACAAUCAAAUCCCACUACCCCUCAACCUAUGUAUAUGAUUAAUGGUGUAGCUACUCAUGGAGCACAGACUGUUCCUCCUUAUGGCUUUGUAUCUCAUCAACAUCAACAUCAACAUCAACAUCAACAACAACAACAACAACAACAGUAUCAAUCUCAUCUAUCUCAAGCUUAUUCUCCGCGUAUCCCUGCAGCUCAUAGUAGACAAGCAUCCAUGCAGUACCCCAUGAACAAUAUGCCCUCACAUAAUAUAGCUGCACCUACCAGCCCUGCCAUGUCUACACACAGUACCAUAAGCGCUACCAGCAAAAAGCCGCCCAAGUUGCGUGUGCAGAUACCAGAAGUAAUAGAGAACCAAUCACCCGGCCAACUUACGGCUGUUACAAAACAUAAGCAUCAAUUAUCCGUUUCUUCAGUCUCCUCUACAGGCACAAAGGAUGAAGCAAUAGAUGUGUCCUCACAACAAACAAAUGAAAUCACACCACCGCAGCAGCAGCAGCAGCAGCAGCAGCAACAACAACAACAACAACAGCAGCAGCAGCAGCAACCGUAUUACCGUCCUACAGAGCCAGGCCCACCUUCUGCUCUACCUUCUCAGUUUGCACAGAAUCUGCCUUCACCUUCAACAUUAUAUCCUGUAUUUUAUCAGCAAAACGAACUACCAAGUCCACUCAAUUUUACAGCGACACCUGUUACUGCUCAGCAGAAUGGAGGAAACAAUGUCUUUCACUGGCCAGUUCCUCAACAACGAGAUUAUAGACCUUCACCUCUAAAUCCUGAAAGUGAAUCAAAUACUAAUAAGAGAAUGCAUAAAGAGCAACAAGAACAAGAAAACAAAAGACUAAAGUCAUAAAAAAAAUACAUAUAUAUAAAAAACAGCUCAGUUCAUUUGAAACUGAUACGCACACAAAUGUAUAGUAGCGGUAGCCAGUAGUAGUAGUAGUAGUAGUAG